Molecule: messenger RNA, 3130 nt
Organism: Pimephales promelas (fathead minnow)
Lineage: Eukaryota; Metazoa; Chordata; Actinopteri; Cypriniformes; Leuciscidae
Source: RefSeq, a predicted model, not a curated record
ACAGAAACUCAAAUAUUGUUGAGCUGUUGUGUGUUUGUGUUUCUGUAUUCAGUAAAAUGGCAGAAGGAAGAAUUUCAGUGGAUCAGAAGGAGUUCAUGUGUUCAGUGUGUCUGGAUCUCCUGAAGGAUCCAGUGACUAUCCAGUGUGGACACAGUUACUGUAAGAUCUGUAUUACAGACUGCUGGGAUCAGGAGGAUGAGAAGAGCGUCUACAGCUGCCCUCAGUGCAGACAGACCUUCAGUCCAAGACCUGCUUUAGGGAAAAACACCAUUCUGGCUGAACUGGUGGAGAAACUGAAGAAGACUAAACUUCCUGCUGACUGUUACGCUGGAGCUGGAGACGUGGAGUGUGACGUCUGUACUGGAAGAAAACACAAAGCCGUCAAGUCCUGUCUGGUGUGUCAGGAGACUUACUGUCAAACUCAUUUUGACCGUCAUGAGGAAUUUCCCUCUCGUAAACCACACAAAGUGAUUGAUGCCACUGGACGACUGCAGGACAUGAUCUGCCGUAAACAUGAUAAAGAGCUAGAAAUGUUCUGUAUCACUGAUCAACAGUGCAUCUGUGUGUGGUGUAAAGAGAGUGAACAUAAAAACCACAACACUGUAUCAACUGCAGCACAGAGGACAGAGAAACAGAAACAGCUGAAGGAGACGCAGAUGAAGAUCCGUCAGAGAAUCCAGCAGAGACAGAAAGAUCUUCAUCAGCUGAGAGAGGCUGUGAAGUCUCAUAAGCGCUCUGCACACACAGCAGUGGAGGACAGUGAGAAGAUCUUCACUGAGAUCAUCCGCUCCAUUGAGAGAAGCCGCUCUGAGGCGACACAGCGGAUCAGAGAUCAGGAAAAGACUGCAGUGAGUCGAGCUGAAGGACGACUGGAGCGACUGGAGCAGGAGAUCAAUGAUCUGAGGAGGAGAGACGCUGAGCUGGAGCAGCUUUCACACACACAAGAUCACAUCCAGUUCCUGCAGAGUUUCCAGUCUCUCUCAGCUCCUCCUGAAUCUACAGACAAACCCGACGUUCCCUUCGGUUCUCUCUCCUCUUUUGAUGGCGUGAGAGAAUCUGUCCGUCAGCUGAGAGACAAACUGGAGGAUUUCUGCAAAGAGGAGAUCAAGAAGAUCUCAGACGGAGUCACUUUCACCAACAUGAAUCCCAAGACCAGGAACGACUUCCUACAAUAUUCCCAUCAGCUCACUCUGGAUCUGAACACAGUGAAUAAACACAUCAGUCUGUCUGAGAGGAACAGAGUUAUUACUCGCAAUGACACAGAGCAGCCGUAUCCUGAUCAUCCAGACAGAUUUGAUGUGUAUCCCCAGGUGUUGUGUAGAGAGAGUGUGUGUGGACGCUGUUACUGGGAGAUUCAGUGGACUGGGAAUGGUGUGUUUAUAUCAGUGUCAUAUAAGAGCAUCAGCAGGAAGGGAGAGGGUUAUGAGUGUGUGUUUGGAAAUAAUGAUCAGUCCUGGAGUUUGUUCUGCUCUUCCUCCAGAUACACAUUCAGACACAAUAAGAUACACACUCCUCUCCCUGUAAAGUCCUUCAGCGGAAGAAUAGGAGUGUGUGUGGAUCACAGUGCAGGAACUCUGUCCUUCUACAGCGUCUCUGACACAAUGAGCCUCAUCCACACAGUCCAGACCACAUUCACUCAGCCGCUCUAUCCUGGAUUUCUGGUUUAUUCUGGAUCAUCAGUGAAACUGUCAUCUCUCCUCAGCACCGAAUCCCUCCCAGUCCACGAGGUAUUCCAAGCGGCCGCCCCGUCGUCGGGAGUCGAGGAUUUCAUGGACUCGGUAGAUGUUGUCAUCCUCUGGAUCCGCAGGAGGAGGGGGCACCUCCGCAGCACCAGACCCUGGGGAAGAAGGAGUGAGAGGGUUAGUGUACGGCUUGAGCAAGGAGACAUGGAAGGGCUGUCGGAGACGGAUGUCCCGGGUGGAGAGCCAGACCAGUUGUCCAGGAAGAUAGUGAGGGGCGUCGGUGCGGCGACGGUUGGCCUGGUUCUGGUGUCUCCGAACAGCCCGCUGGAGCGCUCUGCACACACAGCAGUGGAGACAGUGAGAAGAUCUUCACUGAGAUCAUCCGCUCCAUUGAGAGAAGGCCGCUCUGAGGCGACACAGCGGAUCAGAGAUCAGGAAAAGACUGCAGUGAGUCGAGCUGAAGGACGACUGGAGCGACUGGAGCAGGAGAUCAAUGAUCUGAGGAGGAGAGACGCUGAGCUGGAGCAGCUUUCACACACACAAGAUCACAUCCAGUUCCUGCAGAGUUUCCAGUCUCUCUCAGCUCCUCCUGAAUCUACAGACGAACCCGACGUUCCCUUCGGUUCUCUCUCCUCUUUUGAUGGCGUGAGAGAAUCUGUCCGUCAGCUGAGAGACAAACUGGAGGAUUUCUGCAAAGAGGAGAUCAAGAAGAUCUCAGACGGAGUCACUUUCACCAACAUGAAUCCCAAGACCAGGAACGACUUCCUACAAUAUUCCCAUCAGCUCACUCUGGAUCUGAACACAGUGCAUAAUUACAUCAGUCUGUCUGAGAGGAACAGAGUUAUUACUCACACUUACACAGAGCAGCCGUAUCCUGAUCAUCCAGACAGAUUUGAUUAUUAUCUUCAGGUGUUGUGUAGAGAGAGUGUGUGUGGACGCUGUUACUGGGAGAUUGAGUGGACUGGAGAUGAUGUUGAUAUAUCAGUGUCAUAUAAGAGCAUCAGCAGGAAGGGAUGGGGUCAUGAGUGUCUGUUUGGAUGUAAUGAUCAGUCCUGGAGUUUGUUCUGCUCUUCCUCCAGUUACACAUUCAGACACAAUAACAUAUACACUCCUCUCCCUGUAAAGUCCAUCAGCAGAAGAAUAGGAGUGUGUGUGGAUCACAGUGCAGGAACUCUGUCCUUCUACAGCGUCUCUGACACAAUGAGCCUCAUCCACACAGUCAAGACCACAUUCACUCAGCCGCUCUAUCCUGGGUUUGGGGUUGACUCUGGAUCAUCAGUGAAACUGUGUUGAUGUUUCAGAACAGAUAUAGAGAGAAUUUACCCAUAAUACUUUGAGCCGCACGAUAAACCAGUAACAGUGAGAUGUUAUAGAGACUCUUAUUUCCUCUUCAUUACAUUAAUACUGAUGAUCUUCACUGAAAUAAAACAGAAUAAAUGUGUGUAUCA